Salvia splendens (bonfire salvia) is the source of this 687-nucleotide messenger RNA. RefSeq names its product NADPH-dependent pterin aldehyde reductase-like. Gene Ontology annotation, biological process: folic acid-containing compound metabolic process. The record is from RefSeq and is a predicted model, not a curated record. Gene Ontology annotation, molecular function: oxidoreductase activity, acting on the CH-OH group of donors, NAD or NADP as acceptor. NCBI's taxonomy places the organism in Eukaryota, Viridiplantae, Streptophyta, Magnoliopsida, Lamiales, Lamiaceae. The transcript has 2 exons. Gene Ontology annotation, cellular component: cytosol. Bases 135 to 401 code for a protein of 88 amino acids.
UUUAAAUUUUGUGCAAAAAAGAAUGUUUUGGCUUGGGGCUUAUCUGCAAUACAACAAUUUCCGAAAGAAAAUUACGAGAUAGAUUUUGAAUCACAAUUUUAUACACACGUGACACGAGAUCGGUUGAAGAGGCCAUGACCACACCUCUACCGCCGACCGCCAUGAACAACGUUGCAGGCGCCGCUUCCACUAAUCUCAAGACUGUGCUAAUUACAGGGGUCAGCCGCGGCCUCGGUAAAGCCCUAGCACUUGAAUUGGCCAGUCGCGGCCACACCGUAAUCGGCUGCUCCCGCUCGCCGGAAAAACUCUCAGCUCUCCAAACCGAGCUCGCCUCCGCCUCCGACGGCCGGAGCAACGCUGACAAGCAUAUAUUCAUGAAUGUUGACAUGUUAGAGGUCUAAUCGUAGUGUUGAGGAGUUGGCGCGUGCUGUGGUGGAGAAGAAGGCUAUUCCUGAUAUCAUUGGUAUGAUGGGGCAUUAACGAUUUUGUUUGUUUUUGUUGUUUCAGAUAGUUAUUUUGUGGAAUUGGUUAUCUAGUUAUGAUAUUUUUUCUUCGCUACAAACUAGCCUAGUUUGUUUGUGGAUGAGUUUCUUAUAAUCUCCUUUUUUAUUUUAUGUAAUGUAGGCUGAAUACUAUCAUGGCAUUUUGUAUAAUGCUAUUGAAAUGUCAUGUUUUGUUAUACUAAAA